Molecule: messenger RNA, 1045 nt
Organism: Bacillus rossius redtenbacheri
Lineage: Eukaryota; Metazoa; Arthropoda; Insecta; Phasmatodea; Bacillidae
Exons: 11
Coding region: 85-885 (266 amino acids)
Biological process (GO): mitotic cell cycle; spindle organization; establishment of meiotic spindle localization
Cellular component (GO): spindle pole
Molecular function (GO): calmodulin binding
Source: RefSeq, a predicted model, not a curated record
CUCGAGCCGAACAUCCCCCUGUCUGAAGCUGUUCGUGUGCGCCGCGCGGACCCAGAGCUGCGUGCCGUGCUCCGCAGGGCGACCAUGAACCCCAUGCUGCAGCUGCACGGGGCCAAGCAGGUCAGCCUGUACCCUCCCGGGCUGCGGGACCUCGUCACGGACAUCUCCAGAGAAGUCCUGCGUCAUCAACCGAUGAACUUGUGCUCUUUCAUCUCCAACUACUUGGGCACCCAGCUCAAGGUCAGAGAGAGUGCUAAGGAGGCCUUGGCUGCGUACAAGAUGAUCGAGGAGAGAGCCCUCCUCAUCGUCCACCUGAGGAAGAUGGGCCUCGGCCUGGAGGAGGCGAUGGAGGCGGCCACCAGCAUCCAGGCCGCUUACAGAGGUUAUGCAUCUCGAAGAUAUAUCUCCAAUAAAAUUAGAAAAGAACUUCUGAAAGCAUUAAAUUUAGAUGAAGAUAUUGCUGACCAGAUGGCAACCAAGAUUCAGUCUGCUUACAGAGGAUACGUUUCCCGGAAACAUUUCGCCACGCAAAUCAAGCACGACUUAAGGCACUUAUUUGGCAUAGACGAAGAAACUGCUCACAGGAUGGCAACCAGGAUUCAGGCUGCUUACAGAGGAUACGUUACUCGGAAAUCUAAUAUGGAUGAAGCUAUCGCUGAACAGAUGGCAACCAGGAUUCAGACUGCUUUCAGAGAGUACCUCUCUCGAAAAUAUUUCUCCAUGCAGUGCAGGCACGACCUAAUAAAGUUCUUUGGUAUAGACGAAGCUACUGCUGAUGUAAUGGCCACCAGGAUUCAGGUGGCAUAUCGUAUUUACGCAGAGAAGAAGCGGUUGCUGAGAGGCGAAAUACCACUGGAAACUGGCGAUUUAACUCCGCCUCCCUGAUUUCAGUUCAAACCAUGAUCAAAAUUUGUUGAACUGUGUAAGUUUCAUUGACAUGUGCAAGCAUUGGUACAAACAAGAAAACAAGAACUUGUUUUACUUAUAUUUACCUAUAAUUUAUGUCUCGUAAUGUUAGCAGAAUAAAAUUUGAAGAUGUUUAAAA